This is a messenger RNA of Cydia fagiglandana, 7644 nucleotides long. Its product is annotated as zinc finger protein Xfin-like. The coding region runs from base 205 to 5004 and encodes 1599 amino acids. Gene Ontology annotation, biological process: regulation of transcription by RNA polymerase II. The transcript is spliced from 5 exons. Gene Ontology annotation, molecular function: zinc ion binding; chromatin insulator sequence binding. The record is from RefSeq and is a predicted model, not a curated record. NCBI's taxonomy places the organism in Eukaryota, Metazoa, Arthropoda, Insecta, Lepidoptera, Tortricidae. Gene Ontology annotation, cellular component: chromosome; nucleus.
GCACAUGCGCAGAACGACAGGUGGUCGGCGACUCGACCCAGCCGUCUCGUCCGAACCUAUCGACUUCUCAUCCUCAUCAUCAGGCGCUUUCGUGCUCUAGCAAGAAAGAUGUGCAGUGCUUUGUGUUGAAGUGCUCGUGGUGACAUGGCGUCUUUUAAUUAAUUGUUAUAGCAGUUCUGGUGUUUAAAAUUUAGUUUAUUUACAAUGAGUGUGAAUUAUGAUCGUGUUUGUAGACUGUGCUUGUCAUCUCGGGGCGAAUUACUGCCGAUUUUUCCUACCACCAGUUCGGAUGACUCGGAGCCUCUCGUCCUCGCCUCAAAAAUCAAGGAUUGCGUGGCCGUACAAAUAAACGAGAAUGACGGCUUGCCAUCGAAUGCCUGCAGGAAAUGCGUGGACAACGUCAAUAACUGGCACAUAUUUAAGACAGUAUGUGAAAGGACACAAAACAAACUACAGUCUCUGAUUAAAAAAGAUGGCAGCCAACUAGAAGAGGUGAACAUAAAAAGUGAACCAUUAUCAGAUGAGGCCUAUGAUGAUGGAGUGGUAAUUGAUGGAGGUUAUAAUGAGGUUGCCAGUAGCAGUAAAGCGCAGCCGGAGGGCCCUCCAAUCUUGGCUUCGCUGGGGCUCACACCGCGGAGUGAUAAGGGCGUCGAAAGCGAAAAAGACGAGGAGGAGGACGAAGAUGAAGAGCUGUUGGAGCAGGCCCCGCAGCAGUAUACCAAAGCCGUGCCCAACAUGCCGGAAGUGUCCAUCACCGUGAUGCGGCCCACCGGGGAGACCCUCCACGCACGCCAGGGCAUCCAGCAGCUCGCCUCCAAAGACUGCCUCGUGUGCGGCCGCGCCUACAGGUACUCCCACAACGCGCGCCGCCACGAGCUCACCUCGCACAGCUUCGACCGCUACACCAACAAAAUCAACCCCCCGAGAAAACCCAACCCCACCAAACAUUUGCAACCCAAGCUCAGGCUCAACCCUUUCAACCCCAAAGCGCGGCUCAUGCCCAACCCCAUCAGUCACAAGCAGUUCCAAAAACCGAUGCCGUCUAGGAUCAUACCCUCGCGAGUCGUCGCUCCCCCGAAACCUAUACCGAUCAAGCAACCGAGCAAACCCGUUCAUAACAAUUUACCGUACCCCUUGCGUAUAAAAGCUCUGAAGGAUCUGCAAAUUAAGAAGAAGGAACCGCAAAUCUUGAAGACCCUUCUUACGGCUAAACCCGAGCUGUUGGUCUCCGAGCCCGAAAUUAUUAACUCUGCACCAGAGAGCCCGGAAACUUUAAUAUCGGAGCCGGAGAUAGCGUCGUUCCAAGUUGAAACUAUUUUGGGCGAUCCUGGUUACGACCAAAAUCAGGAGGAGGAGGAAGCCGAUGAAUCCCAUAAUCAAAAUCAGCAUUAUGACACAGUCGAUAUGGAAUCCGACAACGAGAUCGAAAUCGCCCGUCAACAAGAGAAUGAGGGGGAAGUCGACGAGACCCAGGAGGAACAUGAUGGAGAUGACAACAUGCAACAAGAUAAUGAACCAAUGGAAGGCAUAGAAGGUGAAAUUAGUGAGAACGAGAAUGGGCAACAUGAGGAAGAUGAACAUGGCGGCAGCCAAGGAGACAUCACCAUAGACGAACAAAAUGAUAUUCAAGCUGAGACCGAGAGAGACAACGGUGAAAGUAACGGAGACAGAGAGGAGGAACAGGAAGACGGUAACGAUGCCGAGGAUAACGAAAAUGAAAAUGAGGAGGACGAGGAUCUCCCGCCGGGCUUAGCGCCGGUUGUAGAAAUCAAUGAGGAUAUGCAGACUAAUUCGUACAACAGCGAACAGAAUGAAGACGAGGAAGAGGAGCUCGAUGAAUCAGCUGCCAACGAAACUAUCGACGAAGACGUCAAGGAAUAUGAUCCCGACAAGAUCUAUGUCACGAAAACGCAGAGAGAUUUUAUCAACAAAUACAGAGAUAUCAUACAACAGAUCAACACUAAAAGAUGUCUUUGCUGCGAUAAGGAACAUCCCCGCAGAAAAGCCGUCAUACAACAUUUACAGAAAAAUGGACACAAAGUACCAAAGCACACAUGCUAUAAUUGUGUUAUAACUUUUGGCCAUAUUGGCGCAUUGCUCAGUCACAUGAGAGCUAACGUUUGUACGGACUUGUGGAAGGUUAUUUACAACGAGGAGGGAAUAACUGACGACCUGGUCAUGGAAGAGCCCAAAGACAACAAGGUCCAGUAUAAGGAUAUCUUCAAUGCUAGAUCGUAUGCAUGUAAACUGUGCCCGGCUAAAUUCCAACUUAAACAGUUUAUUAUGAAGCACGUUCUGGAUGUGCACGAGGACGGCCAGUCCCGGGUGCACAUGGCCUGCGUACACUGCGGGUCCAGAUUCAAAGACAGGUCCCUGUGGAAGAGGCACAUCCGGAACGGGGAAUGCACAGUUUACAUUGCAUGCGAUCUAUGCCCUGAGAAAUUCGUCAAUAUGCAAGACUUCAACGACCAUGCUCUACAUGUUCACGCCGGCAGUUUCGAUCCCGAUAAUCAGAAAAAUUGCAUCGACGGCCGCCCCACCGACUGCCCUCUAUGCGGCAAGAAACACGCCAACUAUCCUAACUUGGUGAAACAUUUGAAGACCGCUCAUAACGAGGACAGACCUCACUACUGCCAGAAUUGUGAUGCUAAAUUCGAAACCAGCGUCGACCUGAAUAAGCAUAUCUACGCCGAACAUUCCGAUAAAGUGUUAGGAGCGCAGCCCAUGGAGCCCGACAUGUCGCUUGUCAAGGAGGAAGCGGAGGAAUACCAUUACUCAUGCACGGAAUGUAACGCCAUAUUCGAAACCGUAGACGCCUGGACCGACCACCAGGUCGCGGAACACAAUCAAGUCGCGCACCAUUGCGACCAGUGCGAAAAGAAGUUCCUGCGCCCGUCCGAGCUGGCGGAACACAAAAAUACGCAUUUGAGAGUGAAGUUCUACCCCUGCAGCGUCUGCUCCAACUCCUACAGCACACCGCAGAAACUGUCCGAGCACGUCCAGCAGGCGCACCCCGGCGCCGCGGCGUUGGCCGCAGGCGAUUCCGAAUUCUUUUGUGAUAUUUGCAUCAGGUCCUUCAAAAGUCGACAGGCCUACUCCAACCACAUGCGCAUCCACGCUAAAGUUCCCACCACGAACAGAAAACCGGGCGAGUCUAAAGGGUUCGCCCCGCAGAUAAUCGGAAAGCCGAUCAAGCAGUUCCCCAUGAUCCAGACGAGCUUCGCGGCGUUCAAGCCCAACAUCAACGUUCCCAACGCCCCAUACUGCUGCGACAUAUGCGGAAAGGGCUUCAUGCACAAGAAAAAUAUAUGGAAGCAUAAGAAAGUUUUGCACGCGGAUAUCCUCAACGAGAGGAACGACAGCGAGGAGAACACCAUGCAGGCGUCCACGGAGGAGGACGAAUAUGUUAACGUCGACGAAAACGGUAUCGCGUUGUCGACACCACAGUUCAACAGCUUCAACUUUUCAAAUUUCGCUAACAACGCCCAACAACAUCAACAGGCGCAGCCGGCGGCGGCGGCGGCGCCCGCGGACGCGACGCCGUUCUCGUGCGAGCUGUGCUUCAAGCGCUUCCCGCUGCGGACCAGCCUCUGGAAGCACAAGCGCGCCAAACACGGCAUCAUUAACGCCAGUGCGUCCGGCAACCCCGAGAACCAGGCGCAGCCGUCUCAGCCCUCCGAAGGCGGCAGAUCCAGUUGCACAAUUUGCAAGAUAACGUUCUCAGAUAAAAAAUCGUACUACCGCCACAGAAAGAACGUGCACAAAUCCUCGGCACAAAUAUGUAAAAUCUGCGGGAAACCGGUGAACUCCACGUUGGAGCUGUACGAGCACUUGAAGGCCGCGCACGCUCGUGAAUUACUAGGAUAUAACGCUAAUCAGGGCACGAGUAAAGCGCAAGAUAUAUCUCAGGAGGGCGAGGUGGAGUAUGAGGCCGAACCCGAAAUCGCGGACCCCAGCGCGGAGUAUCAGGCUCGAUACCCGUGCGACACGUGCGGGAAGCAAUUCGUGGGCCUCUUGGCGCUUCAGAACCACCAGUGUAUAAAUCAAACUGUUUCGGAACCCCAAACGUUCGACUGCGAGAUCUGUCACAAGAGUUACACGUCGAUAGCCGCGCUGAAGAGUCAUCGCGGCUGGCAUCUCCGCUCGCCCGACGGCAAGGCCGCCGCCAACAACAGCGGCCUGUGGAUGCCGCAGCACAAAGUCACCAGCAAGGUCAGCAAGCACGAGGUCGUCGACCCCUCCCAGCUCGCGAGGGUCACCCACUCCACUCCCACCGCGACCGCCACCAACAAGAGAAGACUGCCGCCGGAGGUCGAAGUGACCGUCGUCAACCCUAACAAGAAAUUGAGAUCCGACGAUUCUAUGGAGCUCGAGCAGCAGAACAGCAUGCCCGGCACCCUAGAAGAUAGAUACUGCACCAUCUGCGACAAAGAGUUUACGAAACGCGCGGCGUACCAACGCCACAUGGACGAAGUUCACCAGCCAAACUCAGUGUUCUGUCCCGUGUGCGACAAGAGCUUCACGCGCAAGUCGACCCUGCUGGUGCAUAUGAAGAAGCACUAUGGGGGCGACGGGGAGGGCAGCUCUAGUGCGAUAGGGCAGGCGGAGGAGGACGCGUUCGCGUGCGACGUGUGCGGCGCGCAGUGUGGCAGCGAAGGAGCGCUGCGCGCGCACCGGGCGCGCCACCACGCCGAGGAGGAGGAGGAGGACUCCGAGGACGACGGCAACGUGCCGAUGGCGCAGCCCGGCGAGUUCACGUGCGGCCAGUGCGGCGACGGCGUGGCGACGCCGCGCGACCUGAUCGCGCACCGCACCAUGCACGCCACCCCCACAAAAUUCUUCUGCAACAUCUGCAAAGUUUACUUCGCGCGAGCCCUCGACCUGUCCUCGCACACCCGCGCGAGGCACUCCGACAACGAAAAGGUUUACUUCCCCUGUGCCAUGUGCGAACGUUUCUAUAUGAACAAGAAGAGUUUGCAGCGGCAUAUUGAGAUGGCUCACUGAUACUGAGAGCUCGAGUGCUUGUAGCGUUAAGUUUGUUUGAACCGGGUUUGACGAUUACUGCUACUGGACGCGAUAGAUACGAUUUAGCAAGUCGUUUUUGGCCAAUUGACUUGGCGUACGACUUUUGUAAAUGAUUGAAGCGGUCGGGGGUCGUGUCUUUGCCGGGGGUCUGCCGUCAUUCCUUAGAUGUUACUUUGAAUGUGUGUUGAUUUUAUUGUCUCUCGUAAGCAUUGCUCACUUCCCUUAUUUUAUUUACGAUAUUGACUUUGACAUAUUUGUAUAGAGGGACAGUGAAAAAUACAUGUAAUGUGUUUUAGGUACUUACUUAUCAUGACUUUCGGGAUAUUAUCAGUUGAGAUGUAACGAAUUAUUUUCUAUAUUAAACAUUGGAAUAUUGGGCCAAAAUUGUGAAAUAUAGUCAAAAUUAGUCAUAAACCAGUGUUAAGAUUAGAUAUGAGUCAUGCUUAUAUAUACUUGCGUUUUCUAAAAUUAUGGGUAUAUUAGGAUGGAGCGUCAAUGUAUUACAUAUAAGUUUGAGAAUUUGCAUGAAUUGGUUAGCAUAUUUUUUAGUAGAAGCAUUAUGAAUAUGGUGAUAAGUAGUUGUCAAAAUGCACAAUAUCCGAGUAAUAGGACGAUGUGGCUGUAAUACAUUGACACUCCACCCACAUAAGAUUACUAAGACCAAUGAGAUCGGUCUUCAAUGAGUUAUUUUUUAUUUUUUUGUAUUUAAAGUAUACAUUCAGUUUUACUUUAUUCUGUAAAUAUAUUAAUAGUUUAAUUUAAAUUAAUACUAAUGGUAAUAUUAGGACUUUUUAGUUAACGGAAGCGUACUAAAAGAUGACGUUUAAGUUUUAUUAAAUUGUACUGAUUAUUUUUAGAUAUUUCAAGUGUAUAGUAUUUUAUAACUACCACUAAGGGCAUAGCGCCUCAUCUAUGGCUAUAACUAUACUGUGAAGCUAUCUAUAGGUACUUAAUGGCCUUCAAAUGCUCUUUAGGUUAAUCUCAUAGUAACUGCAUUUUUGCCGGCUCAGACAGUUGGUGCCAGUUCGUCGGUUUUUAAUAGUUUUAUCUAUUUGCAUCUUUGACAUUUAUUACUAACCACCGAAAAUGGUACCUACCUAAUAACCCCUACCUACCCCUACCCCUACCUGGUAGCUGUGAAUUGUUUUAUAACUAAAAGUCUGGUGUAUUGGUAUUAGCUAUCAAUAUUGUUUAUAUCUACAAAUAGGGAAAGUCCUUCUGACGCAGUUAAAAUAAAUAUCAGUCCAUGGGGAUAUACAGAUAAUAAUAAUCCUCCUGAGUCCCUGAGGCCUUUAUAAAGGAUUUAAUCCAAAUGGAAUUUUGAAUUAAAAUGGAAUAUAAGAAGGUUCCAAAUUCAAAACUGCAAUAAUGACAAGGGGGACUCAGGAGGUUCGCACUACAAGUGAAUUGCGCAAGUACAGUCGCCAUCAGAUUUAUCGGAGCGGCCAAGGUGCUUACAAAUAUCUGAACACGCCUCUAUUGUCAAGGUGUCAAGUGCGUGUUUAGAUUUUGUGAACACCUUGGCCGCUGCGAUAUAUCUGAUGGCGACUGUACAUUGAGAACGCAAGACCAAAUGACUGAUGCGUGUUGUCAAAAAGUUUGAUUUUACCACAUUAUGUACCUUUAUUAUUUAAAUUUAGUAAUUCAUAUUUGCCUAUGUCAAUAGGCAAAUAUGAAUGUUCUAUGUGAUUGACAUGGUAUCAAUUAUGUCAUACUUACAGAUGUUACAAAAAUAUUAUGACUAUAAUAUAUGUAUAGUAUUCGUUCUGUUGGCGAAUCCAAAUGUUUAUACUUUUGCACUGUGAAUAUUUUAUACUUCUAGAAGUAAACUUACCAUGGAUCUUGCAAAACUUAUCACUGGAAAGCAUAAAGUGCCAAAGCUUUUUUUAACUUGCGUCAUCUCAUAAAAUAUUUAAAUAAUAGCUGUAAGAAUGUUCCUGUAAUAUUGUUGUACAUUUGAAAUAUGACUUGGAUAUCAAAUGUUAUUUCAUAAAUGCUUUAUUCUUAUUGAACUGACGAAACAAAUUCGAGGUAUCUUAACGACAUAAAAAUGUUUUAAAAUUGUGUUUAUUAUUUAUACGUUGCAUUCAUGCUUGGAAUGUGGCCACGCAAUUAUCAUUACACAUCGUCAAAUUAAAUCAAAUCAUUGAAUUUUAUUUACGCACAAGUAGUGGCUAUUUUUCGUCGGAUGUUAAUAAUGUGGUGCCUUCUCAUGUUUGUUAAAAAUGUAAAUUAAUUAAAAAUAAACAACAUUUACAUUCAAACGAUAGACUGUAAUGUUAAGAGGCGUAUAAGUUAAUCUAAUUGUACCUAUUUUAUUAAUUUUAUAUUUUCCAAAAUUGACCAUGAUUUAUUUAAAUUACGUUUACCUGAUCAGAAAAUUGUAUUUUAAUAUAUUUAUGCAAAUAUUUAUCAGAACCUGGAACUAUUGUUUACUUUCAUUGCCGUUUCAAAAUCAAUCAAUAUUUAUAAAUUUAUGAUAUUUGGCAAUUUUUGGGUUAUUCUGAAGUCCUGUAAAGAAUAUAUUUAUAUUACAUAAAAAAAUAUCCUAACAUUAUCCAUAGAUGAGGUUUACUUUUGUCAUCUUUGUGGUUUGAUAAAUAAAGCGAAAUAAAUGAA